AUGUGGAUUCAUUUUGUUAAUUUUGUGAUAAGGAAUUAAAUUGUAUCAUAUGUGAAUCAAAUUUUAAACUGUUAAACAAUUAAUGUCAGCCCAUAUGCGGUGAUAAAAUAGUUAUAAAUGGAUUAGAGGAAUGUGACGAUGGAAAUGACAUUAGAUAUGAUGGUUGUUUUGAAUGCUAAUUUUAAUGUAAUUAAGGCUGUUAAGUUUGUGAAUAUGGCAAAUGUUAAGAUAAAUGUAAAGUUGAAGAAGAAUAUAUAAAUGGUUAAUGUAUUCCUAUUGUUCCAACUGAAUGUGAACCAGAAAAAUCUGAAUGCAAUAAUGAUUGCUUAGUUUAUUAUGGGAUUAAUUGUCUCGAAUGUUAAUCAGAUUAUAUUUUGGAAAAUAAUAAGUGUUUCUCAUGUGGAAAUGGAAUUAUAACCCAAGACGAAGAAUGUGAUGAUGGAAACAGGAUCAAUUCUGAUGGAUGCUCAAAUUAAUGUAAAAUUGAAGAAAAUUGGAAUUGCAUCAACUCCUUAUCAUUUUUAAGUUAAUGUUUUCCUAUGCCUAAAAUUUAGAUUGUACUUUUAAAUUCAACUUUUAACAUACAAUAUGUUAAAUUAUCAUAUACUAAUAAAGUUAAACUAAAUUAAUAGGAACAUAAACUUUUUAGAUUUUAAUCUUAAUUCAAUUAAUAUUGAACCUACUUAUUAUAAUAUCAGUAUUUUUCCUGUAAUUGAAAUAGUCUCAAAUGAGACUCGAGAUAUCAAUUAUGAAUUAAAAAUUUAAAUUAACUAACAACUCUCAUAAAAUCCAAUUUUGAAAGUUGAGUUCAAUCUUAUUUUAUUGGAUGAAAACGAUUUACUAGUACCACCAUCGUCAUAAUAAAUUGUAUUAAAGGCCCCUUUAGUUUUAAAUCAAGCAUAAGUAGAAGUUUCUCAGAAUUUCUAAAAGUUUGGUUACAAUAUUAUGCUUGCAUUAGGAUGUUUCGCUAUUUUUGCACUCCUUCUUGGUUUUACCUUAGAAUUUUUAGAAAUCUUAGAUACAUUAUAAUUUUACUCAUAUUUGAAGUUUAUAAAUGUAGAAUAUCCAGAAAAUCUUUAUAUUUAUUUUUAAUCUUCUGAAUUGAUAUCAAUAGAACCAAUUUUGUAAUUUGUAGGAAUUAAAGAUAAUUUUGAAGAUUAUUUAGGAAUUAAUAUAAUUUAAUGUUUUGGGAAGUUUUAUCAGUAUUAAAUUAAUGCUGAUUUAAUAACUAAUAUAUAUAGCUAAUUAAUUUAGGUAAUUUUAUACUUUUUAUCAUUGGUACUUCUCAAAAUUUAUCUGAAUUUUUGCUUAAAAUUUUGUUUUACUACUUAUAUCACGUAUAUUAGAAGACAAGGUAUACCAAAAGUAGUUGAGUGGAUCACAAUAAAACUAUAUUAAUUAAAUAAAUACAUAAAGAAAUGUAUAAAUUUUGACAACAUAAAUUUGAUAAUAAAUUGUUAUUAUGCUAAUACUUGGGAUUUAAGUUUCAAGGUUUUAUUAUAUUUAACCUUUAACUAAUAAUCAGGAAUCAGAACUUUAUUCUCAUAAAUAGUUUGUUUUAUAUAUUUUAUCUUAGGGAUAGUUAUUAUUUUGAGAAAUUUUAGGAGCUAAAAUACUAAAAUUGAUAUUAAAGAAUUAAGAGAUUAAUAGCAUCAAUUAACUAUUGUAUUAAAAAAGUUUACUUUUGUGUUAAUUUUAAUUGCAAUGUAAGAUUGCUCAAUAGCAUAGUCUAUAAUGCUCUCAUUUUUCACCUGUAUGUAUAUAGGUUUUAUAAUGAUUAUUAAGUUUACAAAUACUAAAUUAGAGUUGAUGAAUAUCUUAUCAGUGGAGAUCCCUGUAUUAUUAUUUACAUUAAUUAAUUUAUCGUUUUGUAAAGAUUUUAACAAUCAUUUUACUCCUGAUUAAAUAAUAAGAAUCGGUUUUUUAUAAAUCGGUUGUUUAAUAUUGGGAUUCUUAGGUCCUUUAAUUAAUUGUGUUUAUUAGUUUUCGAAAAAACUUAAAUUAAUUUAUUUAAAAAUUAGACCAAAAUAAGUCAAAAUCAAAUUCCCUGUUCCGAAUAUUUUGCAAGAAGUCAAAAGCUGA
Molecule: messenger RNA, 2082 nt
Organism: Paramecium tetraurelia
Lineage: Eukaryota; Ciliophora; Oligohymenophorea; Peniculida; Parameciidae
Exons: 1
Source: RefSeq, a predicted model, not a curated record